GGCCCUGGCAGGGGGGCAGCUGUCCACACCACUGGACGGGGUAUAAAAUAGCGACGCUGCUCGCCAGCGCGCCACCGCGACACUGCCGCACCGCCGCACGACCGUGCCGUCAUAAUGGCCCUGUUGAUGAACACCUGGACGCUGGCUCUCGCCUGCUGCCUCGUCGCCUUGAACGCUGUGGAGGCGUCGUCGUCCAGCAGCUCCUCCUCCUCGUCGUCGUCCGAGGCGUCCGUGUCCUCGUCCGAGGAGAGCCUCUCGGCGCGGCUCGAGUCCAGGAUCCACCGCUGCGUCCGCGGCGCGUCCCCCGGCCUCGUGCUCCCCGUCGGCAACUUCGAGCAGCUCGCCAAGGUUGAGGCCUGCGCGGACGACGGCAUGACCGCGCUGUUCGGCGGCACCCCGGCCGCCGCCGUCAAGGACAUGCUGGACGGCUGCAUCGACGGCAAAUCAUUCCCGGACGCCGUCAAGCCCGCCGUCGGCCUGUUCAAAGACUGCAUCGCACGCGCCCUCAAGUGAAAAGAAAAAAAAUUGUUUGCAAAUAAAAUUAAUCUAAAAGUG
Thrips palmi is the source of this 555-nucleotide messenger RNA. RefSeq lists its product as uncharacterized. Lineage: Eukaryota; Metazoa; Arthropoda; Insecta; Thysanoptera; Thripidae. The record is from RefSeq and is a predicted model, not a curated record. The coding region runs from base 115 to 513 and encodes 132 amino acids. The transcript is spliced from 2 exons.